Lotus japonicus is the source of this 1134-nucleotide messenger RNA. Its product is annotated as protein PELPK1-like. NCBI's taxonomy places the organism in Eukaryota, Viridiplantae, Streptophyta, Magnoliopsida, Fabales, Fabaceae. The transcript has a single exon. Bases 116 to 829 code for a protein of 237 amino acids. The record is from RefSeq and is a predicted model, not a curated record.
CCCAUAGAUAACAUCUGCAGACUACACUAGCAAAGCAUAUCAAAACCAUUUGCAAGCAGAGAUCUCCAACUCUUAUUGAUACUCCUGAAGUUCUAAUCACCAGCUUGAAUCAACCAUGGCUUCCAUCAGUUUGUCAACAAUCAUCUUUCCAUUUUUUGUUCUAACUUUGUUUUCAGCAAACAGCCACAUGAUGGUUGCCGGGGCACGCAUUCUUUUGGAGUCAUCAGAGCCACAUGUACCUCAGCUUCCCAAACCUGAGUUGCCUCUUCUGCAAAAGCCAGCCUUACCAGAAGUCCCUGAAUUACCUAAGCCAGAAUUGCCAAAGCCUGAGCUACCUAAGGUUAAUGUCCCUGAAUUGCCAAAGCCAGAACUGCCUAAGGUCCCUGAGUUGGCAAAGCCUGAGCUGCCUAAGAUCAAUGUCCCAGAAUUGCCAAAGCCUGAACUACCUAAGGUUAAUGUUCCUGAAUUGCCAAAGCCUGAGCUACCAGAAUUUAAGGUCCCUGAACUUUCAAAACCUGAGCUACCUAAGCUUAAUGUCCCUGAAUUGCCAAACCCAGAGAUGCCUAAGGUCCCUGAGUUGCCAAAGCCUGAACUACCAAAGAUCCAUGUCCCUGAAUUGCCAAAACCAGAAAUUCCUAAGGUCCCUGAAUUGCCAAAGCCUGAGCUACCUAAGGUUAAUGCUCCUGAAUUUCCAAAAAGUGAGAUGCCUAAGGUUCCUGAGUUGCCAAAGCCUGAGCUACCUAAGAUUAAUGUUCCUGAAUUGCCUAAACCUGAGAUGCCUAAAGUCCCUGAAAUUUCUAAAGCCAUUCCAACCCCCAUUAAUCCUUAAGUUGGAACUUGGAAUUAUGCCUUAUGCUGUCUUGUCUCUGGUCAUAUAGUUGGCUAGUGGCUACUAUCCAGUGCCUAGCUCAUGCUGUUUGAUGGUGUGAUAUGAUUUAAUUUUCAAUUCUAUGUUCUUUGUUAUAAGCUAUAUGUAAACAAGAGAGUGGUUGUCAUGGUUUAGUAUGAAUCUUAUCAAGAAUUAGACAUUGUGUUUAUUUUGAGCUUGUUUAAAUUGAUUAUACCACUCUAUAUUGAUGUCAUAUCCUUCAUGUGUAAGUCGUGAAUUAAAUAAGAUUGUUAUUUUUUCCCCUA